Molecule: messenger RNA, 703 nt
Organism: Coregonus clupeaformis (lake whitefish)
Lineage: Eukaryota; Metazoa; Chordata; Actinopteri; Salmoniformes; Salmonidae
Product: interleukin-17A-like
Exons: 3
Coding region: 149-589 (146 amino acids)
Cellular component (GO): extracellular region
Molecular function (GO): cytokine activity
Source: RefSeq, a predicted model, not a curated record
UCCAAUGGUCUACCACCGAUAUGAAGGUCAAAGAUAACAUCUCAUUUUUAUCACUUUUCUAAUCAAUAAUACUUGCAGUUCUUCCACUCAAGGCAAUCAGAUAAAUACAUCACACCGGGAGACAGAAGUUAUGUGACAGACAUCAGAGAUGGAGCUCAAAAGCAACGUGUCGAAGUAUCUGGUUGUGUGCGGUGUCUCUAUGCUGCUGGGCCUGACAAUGGCCAAAGGGAAGGAGGAGGAGAAGGAGAGGUGUGAGGACACACUGACUAUCCCUUCAGACUACUACAAGACUCCUUCAGAGGAAUCAGAGGGAAACGGGAACAUCCACACACGCUCCCUGUCCCCCUGGACCUGGAAACCCACUACAGUCGAGAACAGUAUUCCUACGACCAUUUGGGAGGCCGAGUGCAGCUCUAUGUACUGUGUCUACCCCACCAACAGCAGCCAGGCCGUGGGCUAUAGGCAGAACUCUGUACUUAUCUACCAGCAGGUCCUGGUGCUCCACACCUCAGCCACUAGGAAGUGCUACAGCGUCUCCUUCCUGUCCAUGGCCGUGGGGUGCACCUGUGCCUGGGCAAGGACAUCUUGAUGUAGCCAGCAGAACAGUACAUCCAUGGUCUUACUUUGUUUGGUUAUUCAUUUAAUUCAAUCAAAAUGUUAUUUAAUUUAUUUUAAUUGAAAGCUUCCAUGGGAAGUUCAACAU